AUGUUGUCGCCACUGGCAACCGGCCGUCCAGCCGAUGCCGACGAGGCAGAGGAUAACUGGCGCAUUCUGAUUGGACGGCAGCCGGGAAGCAGGAGACAAGAGACAACCAAUCAUUGUCGUCCUUUGCAGGGCACGGCUACCCUGUCCCCCCCCCGCACACGAACAAUUCAGUCGGCCGGACUGUCUAAAGGUGAUUUAAUGACGGGUCUCCUUUUUGCUGUAUUCUGUUGGUUUCAUCCGUUUUUUUGUGUUCAACGAGACUUGUUUGUACCACAUUUCGUGGAAUGUGCUGAAGGAGUGGCAGGUCAAUUUGGCCACAAUCACACGAGGAGGCUCCAUUUCACAGAGCCUCGCUACGCAAAGUGUAAUCUCGCGCAGACUUGA
This is a messenger RNA of Protopolystoma xenopodis, 384 nucleotides long. NCBI's taxonomy places the organism in Eukaryota, Metazoa, Platyhelminthes, Monogenea, Polystomatidea, Polystomatidae. The record is from the annotation of a GenBank genome assembly.